AUGUCCGCCAACCCGCGCGUCGACCCCCCGCCAUCGGCCUACCGCCCCGCCACGGCGCGCAUCCAACCGCGCAAGCCCGAGAGCUUCGUGCCGGCCGUGCAGCGCUGGUCGGCCCUCCUCCCGCCGACGCUAGUAGUCGGUACGUUCGGGGUACAAGCGCGCUCGCUGGUCCCCGACAGCCCCUUUCUGGGCUGGGCGCGCGAUGCCCUCGCCCCCUCCGCCGCCGACGCGCCAUGCACGUCCGACCACGCCCGCCACACCGACGCAGCGGGGUACACGCACCACGUAGUGGUGGCGUACUGGCGCGAUCCGGCGGCGUACGCGCGCUGGGCGGCGGCGCACGAGGGGUUUUGGGACGCGGCGGCCGAAGCAAGAGAAGAGGGGGAGGGUGUCUAUCGCGAAGUCCUCAGCGUGCCUGCCGACCGCGCCGAAACAAUCUUCUGGCCCGACUAUCCCGGCGGGCUGAUGUGCGACGCCGACACGCCGCUCUACCCCACCCCGUACUGCGGGUACUAUGGGGCGAUGCGGGACCGUUUGCCUGCUGCAGGGGACGACGCGCUCGCGGGCCCAGCGCUGGACACCGGCGCUGGCGCGACGCGGGACACACGCGGGCGGCGGCGCGUGCGCGUGCCACAGAACAUCGCGGUUAUACGCUCCGCGCAUACAUGGCAGUUCAUGGACGCGGAGCAGCGCGCGGACUACGAGCGCCGCUUGCGGCCGCCGCUCGAUCGCGGCAUGGCGUACCUGUCCACGCCGGAGAGCGGGUGCCUCUCCCUCCGCUGGCUUACCGUCACGGAUGAGCGGGGCGCGCCGCGGCCGGAGGCGCACGCGACGGCAUACUUUGCUUCGCUCGGGCAUAUGGAGGCGUGGGCAGAGGGACACCGCACCCACGCGGCUAUCUUUGGUGCGGCUGUCGCAAGGUAUAAGCACUACGGGGCGAGUAAUCAGCUGCGCACGUGGCACGAGGUCUUCAUCAUCCCCGAAGGACAGGUGUUCGAGUAUAUCAACUGUCAUCCGCAGACAGGGCUGCUGCCGUACUUCGACAGCGAGCGGGUGGAGUAG
Messenger RNA from Cutaneotrichosporon oleaginosum, 1062 nucleotides. RefSeq lists its product as uncharacterized. NCBI's taxonomy places the organism in Eukaryota, Fungi, Basidiomycota, Tremellomycetes, Trichosporonales, Trichosporonaceae. The record is from RefSeq and is a predicted model, not a curated record.